CAAUAGUUACUGUUGAGAGGGGAAAUGUUUUUGGGAUACACCAGUGGGUGGCCGUUUCAUAUUGGGACAAAACUUUGGAUCCUUGCACAGAUUACACAGAGACCAUGAGCUGUCCGGAGAAAAACUGCACAAAGCCUCAUAUAGUCAAAGAAGAGGUUGUAGCGACUGGACAGUGGGUUCAGCUUGAGAAGACCACCUAUGUGGAUCCGUCUGGAAACACCAGAAUAUGGGAGACGGUGAAGAGAACAACGAGACCAACCAACACUGUUGUAGAUGGUGUGGGGAUCAUCGCCAUCCUGAAGAGAACUCUGCAUAAGGACUGUGUGGUGUUGGUGAAACAGUUCAGGCCGCCGAUGGGAUGCUACACUCUGGAGUUUCCUGCAGGUCUGAUUGACCAGAACGAGAACGCUGAGACGGCCGCACUGAGAGAGCUGAAGGAGGAGACGGGCUACAAGGGAGAGGUGGUGGGAGUCACACCAGUCACAUGCCUCGAUCCUGGUCUGUCUAACGGCAGCACACACAUCGUGAUGGUCAACAUUAAUGGGGAUGAUCUCGAAAAUAUCAGCCCCACUCAGCAGCUCGGUAAGAUUCCAGUGUAGCAUCUGUCUUCCUCAUCAUCAUCAUCAUCAUCAUCAUCAUCAUCGUCUGCUCUGUUAUUCUCACACAAUCUUCAUCAAAGCGUCCUUACUCAUUACUAAUUUCAUUAUAUAUUUUUUUUUCUUUGGUCCUUUCUAGGUGAUGGAGGUAAAAUAAAUUUUCCUUAAAAAAUAAUAAAAUAUAUAAAAGCAUUAUUAUUAUUAUUUUUUAAAAAUUUUAUUUAAACCUAUUUUGUUAUUUUUUUUCCUCCAGAAUUUGUCGAUGUGAUUCUUCUACCUUUAGAUGAAUUUCAGAAGAAAAUAGAUGAGUUACUGAAGAAGGAGAAACUUGUGGUGGAUUCUAAAGUCUACAUUUACGCCAUGGGAAUGUCCCAAGCUUUCUUUAAACCCAACGAGCUUCCGGUGCUUAAACAGUGAGACAUGAACUGCACCAAUCCUCCACAGUUAGAAACGGUUACAGCCUGAAAAAUAAUAAUAAUAAUAAUAAUACGAGCCUCUGAGCUUUUCAUCAGCCGCUGAGAGACUUGAGGUUUAUUUGACGUUACUUGAACAUUCCUAAUACUAACAGCACUGUUAUAAAGUAAUAAAGUCUAUUAAUAAUGAUUUAAAAAAUUCAUUUAAGGACCAAAAAAAGGGUCCAAAUAUUAAUGCUAUUUAAGUGCAAAUUUGAGAGCAGCGAUAUGCAGCAGUUAUGUUUUUUCUCUCCACACAAGUGCUGUGAUUAAAGGCCUGAAGGUUGAUCUGCUGAGAUACUGAGAUAACUGCUGAGUUCACUGUGCUGUUCUGCUGUGUGUGAAUUGUAUUAACUUUUAUCUAAUAAAACCGCUUGUUAACACGC
Molecule: messenger RNA, 1434 nt
Organism: Hemibagrus wyckioides
Lineage: Eukaryota; Metazoa; Chordata; Actinopteri; Siluriformes; Bagridae
Gene: nudt5
Product: nudix (nucleoside diphosphate linked moiety X)-type motif 5
Exons: 8
Coding region: 105-599 (164 amino acids)
Biological process (GO): ribose phosphate metabolic process; nucleoside phosphate metabolic process
Cellular component (GO): nucleus
Molecular function (GO): ADP-ribose diphosphatase activity
Source: RefSeq, a predicted model, not a curated record